Didymella exigua CBS 183.55 is the source of this 1449-nucleotide messenger RNA. RefSeq names its product prolyl 4-hydroxylase. Lineage: Eukaryota; Fungi; Ascomycota; Dothideomycetes; Pleosporales; Didymellaceae. Gene Ontology annotation, cellular component: endoplasmic reticulum. The record is from RefSeq and is a predicted model, not a curated record. The transcript has 3 exons. Bases 1 to 1449 code for a protein of 482 amino acids. Gene Ontology annotation, biological process: peptidyl-proline hydroxylation to 4-hydroxy-L-proline. Gene Ontology annotation, molecular function: procollagen-proline 4-dioxygenase activity; iron ion binding; L-ascorbic acid binding.
AUGGCGAAGAGAAAGCGCAACAAUGCCGCCAGCAAUGCCGUGAAGAAGCAGGCAACGGCAAGCCUCCCAAGCCCGCCUCACGAGAAGGAGACAUCAUUGGGAGCCCCAAGUAUCCAUGCAGUCAUAUCGCCAGAAGAGAUGGAGAUCGCAGUGGAGACACUUCAGUCGUUGACGGAACACCCGGUUUUGAUCAAGUCGAAAGCGUGCAAAGACCUGCGAGCAGCAGUGUACAGCUUCCGUCAAGCUAGCACUACAGGAAUGGCGGCAGCCGAAAACAGCAACCUCACAGCACGCAUCUCUGCAGCACUCACAGAUGGCAAGUACACUGAUGCCAUGAUUCUGCUUGCAGAAAUGCGUAUCAGGAAAGAGACCCCAUCACUGGGGGCUUUGUGCCGCUGGGUACGCACACUGGACGUCAUCUCUGGACUGUCGAUUCACGUACAAGUGCCCAGCCAAACAGUUGUUGGCAAGAAUGCCAGCAACGAGGAACUAGUCAGGGUCCUGGAUGCUAUCCUCCGUGUGACUGGUCCCACAGACACCACAUCCCACGGCAUCGAUGCUACUUCCGGGCCCAUCUCGCUCCAGGAGACAUGGGAUCUACGACCAGCCACAGAGCCCACGCGACAACUGCGCCGCAGCGUCGCAGACAAGUCCAUCUUCACAUCGUCACCUAUCAACAAGGACAACUUUCGCAUCAUCGAGACCACACCCGCACCUCUCCGUAAACCACCAAACCUCCACCCAGCAGUCCUUUUCGCCUCGCAAGACGACACAGUCUUCCUUGGCCAAGGCCCAAAGACAGAGGUUUACCACCAUCCCAUCGUGCCAAACCUACGUCUCAUCCGCGACGUGCUGUCCCCUGAGGAAUGCUCGUCCAUUGUCGCCGCUGGCGAGACAAUGGAGUUCAUCCCCGACGCACCCAUGCGACCUCAGGGCGAGGAUACAAGCAUCCUCGCGCACAACUUUUACUGGAUCGUAGACCAGGCGUUCCACGACAAGCUGUGGGAGCGCGUGAAGGCGUUUGUGCCGGAGAGCGUGGGCGGGAGGAAAGUCAGGGGAAUUAACAGAAGGUUCAGGGUAUAUCGGUACGUGCCUGGCGCCGAGUACAGGUGUCACAUUGAUGGCGCUUGGCCACCCUCAGGCAUUGAUCCCGUCACCGACGCGUACCAGUAUGACGCAUCGCCGUCCGACGCCCGGCAGUCGAGUUUGUUCACGUUCCUUAUCUACCUGAACGACGACUUUCGCGGCGGCGAGACAACGUUCUUCGUCCCGAGCGUGAAGGAGGGCGUUAUUAACGCGUACCCAAUCAAGCCGAUCAUGGGCAGUGUGGCGGUGUUCCCGCACGGAGAGGCGGCGGGUGCGCUGCUGCACGAGGGUACGGGUGUGGUCGAGGGCGCGAAGUACGUGAUCCGGACGGAUGUCGAGUACGAUAUAGACGCGAGUGUUUGA